CCAUGGUUUCACGGUGCUUCCAGGGUAUUCAGCAGUUGUGAGUGUGGUAAUAAGGUUUAAGUGCCACAUAUGUUUUGAACAGUUGCUUGGUUCUGCAGCAGCUGCGAUUUAAACUAAGCCUCCCUUGAAUCUCUGGAGUUCAAAAAAUAGCUUGGUAGCUUAGCUAGUACAACAAGAUGUGAUCCUACAGUUAGUCCUCCCUGGCUGCUGCCUUUUGCUUAUCUAGGCUCCCAUGAAAGUCAGCAGCGGGCGCAGAGAUCCGCCUCUGCGGAAUAUUUCACAGAUGCAAUCCAUGGAACAAUUUACAAAAUUGCUUUACAACUACCCUUCCAUGAGGAGGAAAAUAUGAGCAAACCUUGCAGGACUGCCACAGCAGGAGGACUAAGGUGCACUGUGAAAGUGAGGUUUCAGAGUAGAUGUUUGACAGCUGUUUUUAUCUGCCUGUGGAAAGUUAAGAGAGUAUGUUUUAAUGAUGAUAAAAAAUGACGCUGUGUAAUGUAGCAUGUGUUGAUUUCAUUGUGCUUCCCUCUGUGAUAAGAGUGCAGGGAUGUGUGCUGGUUUUUUUCCUGUCCUUCAUCCCCUGCUUUAUACUGUCUGGCUAAGCAAUAUUUUCUUUUCUGUAUCUCUUUCCAUUGUAUUAAAAUUUUGAGGAAGGCUUCUUAAAUGCCAGCCCUGAAAUAUAUAGCUACAGUGCGUUGUUUCUUCCCUUACAAGAAAGAAAAAUCAUGAUGUUUGUCAUCUUGGCUGGAAAAUUAGGUUAAAGCAGGAGUGUUGUCUACCGUAAAUUCAGUGCUCCAUCAGAGUUAAAUAGAAUACAUGGAGAAGAUGCAUUUGUAACGAAAAAAGAUGCUGAUAGCCUCACUGUUCUGCAAUCAGUACAAUAAGCAAGGUCCUGGUACACAAGGGAAGAUCCUUCAGGAGCCUGAAAUAGCCCAGUCAGUAAAGCAUUGAUCUCUCAGUUUGAACGUACAGGAUUUGAAUGCCUGAUCAGGUACAGGCUGUGGUGUUCAUUACUUGAAAGAGCAACUCAAUGUAUACUAAUAAAUUUCAGUUCAUAAUUCCUAGGAGAAAUGCUAAGGCAUCUAACAAAUCACCUGGCACUCUAAAAACAAGUGUUAAUGCUAAGUGACUUGUAUUAAAUAUCUGAUGUUCCAGCUCUUCUACAAAACUUCCAGGGAAUACAAAAAUAAAUUGCCUGUGUAGCAAGUGUGAGGGUUUAGCCUUUAAGGAGUUUAAUGUUACAGCUAAAUAGAAAGAGGGAGAGGGAAACUGUGAGCUCAAAUAUUUUAUCUUGUACUCUCAUGUAGAGUAUGGAAAUAGCAUGUUUCUAAGCACUUGAGAUUUGGUGCCUGUUUCUUUGGAAAGCAGUGAUUCUUGCUGGAUAUUUUAGAUGUCUCGACUUGGACACACCCUUUCCCCAAACCAGACGUACCUUUUUUUAUAGUUGGCAAUGGAUGUCAAAUGCUUUUCUCUAAGAAAUUCAUGACCUUUUAUAUUGUCUCUUCUGCUUGAUUGGUAAUAUGUUCUCUUUCCCUUGCCAAAGAUAAAGCCACUAACCCAUCUAACAGGCAAGAAGACUGGGAAUACAUCAUUGGAUUCUGUGACCAGAUCAACAAAGAACUCGAAGGGCCACAGAUAGCUGUGAGACUCCUGGCUCAUAAAAUCCAGUCGCCACAGGAAUGGGAAGCAGUCCAAGCCUUGACAGUAGGUGCUAGAAGCUUGUAUGAAGAAUUGUGGGAGAAGAUUUCAUAAUGAAGUAGGGAAGUUUCGCUUUUUAAACGAGUUAAUAAAAGUUGUGUCUCCAAAGUACCUGGGAGACCGAGUUUCAGAGAAGGUGAAGACCAAAGUCAUUGAAUUGCUGUAUAGCUGGACGGUGGCAUUGCCAGAGGAAUCCAAAAUCAAGGAUGCCUACUACAUGCUGAAGCGACAAGGAAUCGUUAUGUUUGAUCCUGUGAUACCUGCAGACAGAACCCUGAUUCCUUCGCCACCCCCUCGUCCCAAAAACCCUGUGUUUGAUGAUGAGGAGAAAUCCAAGCUUCUAGCCAAACUGCUGAAAAGCAAAAACCCAGAUGAUUUGCAAGAGGCCAACAAGCUUAUAAAAUCCAUGGUAAAAGAGGAUGAGGCUCGGAUUCAAAAAGUGACAAAACGCAUGCACACGCUGGAGGAAGUAAAUAACAAUGUGAAGCUGCUGAAUGAGAUGUUGGUUCAUUACAGCAAAGAGGACUCAUCAGAGGCCGAUAGGGAGCUCAUGAAGGAGCUCUAUGAAAGGUGUGAAACCAAAAGACGGACGUUAUUCAAGCUGGCCAGUGAGACGGAGGAUAAUGACAGCAGUUUGGGGGAUAUUCUGCAGGCCAGUGACAAUUUAUCCCGUGUGAUAAAUUCCUAUAAAAAAAUAAUAGAGGGGCAAGUGAUCAAUGGUGAAGUGGAUCUCCCUGUGAUGUCUGUAGUGGAAGGGAGUAACUCCACAAGUAAUCUCAACACCCUCAUUGACCUUGCUGGACUGGACGUCACCAGCACCCCGCCACCUCCAAUGGCACCCACCACCCUGACGCCAGCCCCCCCAGCAGCCCCAGCAGAAAUCCCCAUCCUCCCGCCUCCUCCCCAGACACUGGCACAGUUGCGGAGCGGUUCCUCCAGCCAAGUGGAAGCCGCACCGGCUCAGCAGAGCAGCGCAGCCAACUCCCUCUCCUUGCUGGAUGAGGAGCUUCUGUGCUUAGGCCUGAAUGACCCAGCACCUGCAGCGGUGAAGGAGACCUCAGAAAACAACCAGUGGAGCAUGUUUGAGAAUGACCAGCUGGACCUGGAUUUCUUUAAUCCGAAGAUGGUGACUGUUGCUUGCAACUCUGCAGGGAACCCUCUUCUCCAUCACACAUCACAGACCACGUGUGGAACAUCAGUGACGCUGCCCUCUGCUUUCACAGCCUCUCAAGCUGCUCCCAGCAUCCCAGCACCAAACUCAGCACCAUUUGUAUUCUCUGCUGGACCGGCUGCCCCUGCGGGGCCUCCUAAGGCUAUUCCAGCUGCUCCUGGGUACUUCGGCUCCUCUGUGGGGAGCAAUAUGUCACAUAAGAUGGACGCAUUGGGACAACUCCUUGAAGAAGCCAAAGGGACUGCCACCCAAGGCAUGGCGACACCUUCAGUGUUCCCUGGGGUUACUCUGCCAACCGCUGGCACCCCUGCCCCGUUAAUAGCACCUGCAGGGCUGCCUGCCGCUGCCUCCGGAGCCCCUCCAAUGCCUUUCCCAAGCAGCUGCCCUGCUGGCUCAGGAAGUCCUCUCUUCCAGCCGACAUCAUUCCAGCAGCAAGGCAGUCCCCUGAAAGCACCUGAAAUUUCUUUGGCCAAUGUCCAUGUUCCCUUGGAGUCCAUUAAACCCAGCAGUGCCCUCCCGGUGACAGCCUAUGACAAGAACGGCUUCCGGAUCCUCUUGCACUUUGCCAGGGAGUGCCCGCCGGGAAGGUCGGAUGUGCUGGUUGUGGUAGUCUCCAUGCUGAACACAGCACCGCUCCCUGUGAAGAACAUCGUGCUGCAGGCUGCUGUGCCAAAGUCCAUGAAAGUGAAGUUACAGCCACCCUCUGGCACAGAGCUGUCUCCAUUCAAUCCCAUCCAGCCGCCUGCUGCCAUCACCCAAGUCAUGCUUCUGGCAAAUCCUGCGAAGGAGAAAGUGAGGCUGAGGUACCGACUGACCUUCACACUGGGAGACCAGCCCAGCACAGAGGUGGGCGAAGUGGAUCAGUUUCCCCCGGUAGAGCAGUGGGGGAAUCUAUGACCUUAGGACACUGCCAGAGACUCUGUGACAGGACCAGGGAAGGAUCCCGCAGGACUGGAAUGGAUGUGACGUGGGGAGGGACACACAUGCUAUCCACUGGUGAUGUUCAGCUUUGUUUACAUGUCCUGACCACUCUGCUUGUAGCUUUAGUCCAGAAUGUUUUUGCCCCGCAUUGAAGGGGUCCUGGAACAUUGAUGCCAAGCAUGAACUGAACGGCAGCCAGUACCAGGCAGCGCUGGCUGCUUUUAUCUCGACCUCUGGGUGAAUCUGGUUCUAUCUUCCACUCUAUUAAACUUGAAGUUAUUGUAAUUUGAGGGGAGACCUGUCAGCAGAAGGGGAUUUAGUUGGCUUGUUCCUGUACCUGCUGUCCAGAGAUACCUACAGGCUGGUGGGGUAAUGAUGCCACCGUGAGCUUCCUCAGUGCAGAGCCCUUACACAUGCCCUCCCUCGGACUUGUACCUCCUCAGUGCCAGACUGGAUCUGCUAAGCAUGUUGAGCAAUAACGCUGGCUCCGUGAGGGAAUGCAGAUUUUUUUUUUUUACACUGAAAUGGCACUUGGCUCCCUCCCUCCCCCUCCGCUGCUCCAUUCCCAGCAGCCGAUGUAAGCAGACCCUGUGUUGUGCGCCGCCGCUGUAGCCUCAGUUGUUAUAUUUAUUUUAUACUGCGAGCUGCCUCCCUGUUGGAUCCCUUUUGGGCAGCUGGGGCUGCGUUUUGUAUGCAGAUGGUUACACCGGUUAUUUUUCUGUCUUCGUGGCAUUCCAUAGUGUGGGGAAAAGAGGAGGUAAAUGGGACCGGAAGGAGCGGUCAGUAUUGGUGGAGGACAGCACUUGGAGUGCAGAAAUGUCUUUACAAUCACUAAUCAGGUGCAGUGACUGAAUCCAGGGACGAGAGAUGCCUUUCGUGUCCCCCCAUGCAGGCAGUAUUAUUAUUGUAGUUGAAUACUGUGUUUUAUUGAGAUUAGUACAAUGACAUACAAGAUGUAAAUAAUAGAGCUAUAGGAUAUCUAAAUAGAAACAGUGAAGGGAAGGAAGGCUCCACUGGGCUGUGACAAUGCAUGUGCUGGGUUUAAUGCCCUGUUUCAUUUGUUCCCUCUAUUAAAGUGGCAAAGUGCAAUUGUCCCCGCAAGGAGGAAGGCGGUUUUGCUGGACAUCAGUGUUCUGCGCUAACGGCGGGCAGCAGACAGACCCCUCUAGCUACAGUCUCACAGCAACUAGGUGUAAAUCACCAAAACUUGAUUCCAGCAGUCCCUUCCACCUCCCUCUGGAUUUCCAAUCUCGAGCAGUGCCUCAGCUAGCUUUGAGACAGGCUGUUUUAAAUGAAUGGUUUUUCUAACGCCCCUUGACAAAAGCACAGAUCAGGCGGGUCCUUGGGCACUAAGCUCAGCACCUCUCGCAGCGCUGCCGAGCAGCAGCUCUCACCUCGAACUCUGAGUGGGAGCAGUCGGCUAAAGCACUGGGAAAAUCAGCACACAGGAGGAGAUCCCUGCCUGUUGUGGGAAAACUCCCGAGCAGAAUGUGCUGCUGGAAGUAACGGCUGCUGUAAACCCCGUUAUUGCAAAUGCAGCUUGGAGUUAUUUGUAGUUGAAUUUUCUUUAUGUUGCAAAGUAAAAAUCACUAGAGGUGGAAAACUCAGCAGAUCCGAAGGCCUGAGGUCCUGAUCAGAGGAGGCACCAGGCAGCUGUAGAAGCCCCUGAAGGUGGAAUCAAAGCUCGGCCAAGGAACUUGCUGUAAAUGCCUGGUCUGAAGCUCAUGAAGACCCCAGCCUUGUCAGCUCCCCGAUGCAGGAGGCAGGUGAGAGGGAUGGGUGCGUUGUUCGGACCCUUACAGGAGUUUUAAAUUGAUGGACUAGGCUAGGGGACGAGGAGAGAUUUCUUUCUGCCUCAGACAUGUUCUUGCCAGCACUUUAGACACAGUAGGCAUGGGGGUCGUGCCUAGGUCAGGGUCGUGUGUCCUGAGGAAGCAGGUUUCACUGCUUUAGAUGCCUACGCGUGAAUCUCACUGUGACUUUGAGGAAGUCAGAAGAGCACAAGUGCUUUCUGCAGAAUGGCUUUGUUCUCAGCGUUAACGGCAGUGCGCUGCCCGUGCUGUACAGCCAAAUGGAAAGAUGCCGUAGUCUUGCUGCGUGGAAAUGGCGUUGUUAAAAGCUUUGGAAAUUAAACUAUGAAUGUUCCUUGUCUGUAGGGUGAGGUUCCUGCUUCAUACCGAACAGCCGUAACUGUAUAUACAUCUCAAAUGCGUUUGUUCUGCUGCAUGUUAAAUAAAUUGUUUUCCCUAC
Molecule: messenger RNA, 6040 nt
Organism: Falco peregrinus (peregrine falcon)
Lineage: Eukaryota; Metazoa; Chordata; Aves; Falconiformes; Falconidae
Gene: GGA3
Product: golgi associated, gamma adaptin ear containing, ARF binding protein 3
Exons: 16
Coding region: 1724-3766 (680 amino acids)
Biological process (GO): intracellular protein transport; vesicle-mediated transport
Cellular component (GO): trans-Golgi network
Molecular function (GO): small GTPase binding; phosphatidylinositol binding; ubiquitin binding
Source: RefSeq, a predicted model, not a curated record